Lineus longissimus is the source of this 5522-nucleotide messenger RNA. RefSeq names its product profilin-like. The record is from RefSeq and is a predicted model, not a curated record. Gene Ontology annotation, cellular component: cell cortex. The coding region runs from base 109 to 531 and encodes 140 amino acids. Gene Ontology annotation, molecular function: actin monomer binding. The transcript is spliced from 5 exons. Lineage: Eukaryota; Metazoa; Nemertea; Pilidiophora; Heteronemertea; Lineidae.
GUCAGCGAAUUCUCCUUCCUGUUCAGCAUCCGCCAUAUUCCGGGAGCAAGUCGCGUGAAAACCGGUGUGGAAUUUUAUACAAAAACGUGAUAAAUAGUAACAGUCAAAAUGAGUUGGGAUUCAUACAUUGAUAAUAUAAUUGCACAGAGCAAGGAUGCAAUUGGUACAUCUAACGUAGACAAGGCAUGUAUAAUUGGUCUUGAAAACGGUGCACCGUGGACUACAUCUGCCAAUCCCAAUAAUUUUGAAUUAGUCGGUUCAGAAGGUCCUAACCUAGCCCAAUGUAUGAAGAGUAAAAAUUUCACCCCGUUACAAAGUGGCGGCAUACAUUUAGGCAAAACAAAGUACCAAUUCUUAAGAGAAGAAGAUGGUAAACUUGUUUUGGGCAAGAGAAAGGAGUGUGGUGCAGUGACUAUACAGUCUUCAAAAACAGCUAUUGUGAUUGCCCAUUGUCCAGAGGGAGGCCAGCAAGGAAAUGCUAACAAAGCAGUCAGUGCGGUCGCUGAAUACUUGGAAUCCUUGAAUAUGUAGGGUAUUGCUAAAAAGAGGAAGAGAAAUCACAAGUCGCUUGGAGUGCGCAGAAAGCUUUGGACAUUUUUUUACAUAGUGAACAUUCUGCAAUUUCUACAUGGACUUUGUUCAUAAUGUAUUGUCAUGCUGGGACUUCUGUUAGCUAAAGGCUGAUAUUGCUGAAAACUAGGAAUAUUUCAAAAUAAUGUACAUGUAAAGAAUUGAUGAUGGCAAUGUUUCGAAAACGCGUACAUGAAAGAAAAGAUGAUUUCGUGAAAAAUUGCGCCGAUUGAAUAUUAAGCAGCUGCAUAGACAGAAUGUAAAAACGUAUGUAUUUGGAAAUUUGUCCGAUGCCAAAAUAGGUGUAAUCUCGAAAACAAAACCAUGCAUAAGUAUUGCAUACACCUUGAAAUGGAGUUGAUGGGUAUUGUGAAAUUGCUGAAAAUAUUUCUCAGAAAAUCAGUCGAAAUAGUUAUCAGGGAUCGUCGGUAUGCGGCACAAAAGUGUUCGGGUGGAAAUGACAAGACAUCUGUGUAUAAUAUGAUCUAUAUCGGCAACUUAUAUGUGGACAACUUUAGCUUUGGCUGAUAGGGGAGCUAUCUUCUGUUGCCGUGAUACGAAAAAAAUUGUAUCGCACUCUGCGUAUUAACGGUGAAUGAUCGGUGUCAGAUUUUGGUCAAAUUUUCUAAUUUGAUCUAAUCCUGAUUUCAGCUAGUCAGAUAUUUAAAUAUUAAUUUGUCAAAUUAGUUUUUACUCCAGACUGCAUCGCGGCAACAGCCAGAUAGCGCACCCUGCUUUGCAAACUGGAACUAGUGGCAGGAGUAGCACGCACGCUUGCAUGGAGCACAGUGAGUUUGGUUCAAUUCGUUGACCUUUAGUAACAACAGGAUGCAAGGGGUUGGUUAGGAAAGUUAGCUUUAAGAUAUUCACAGCAUUUUUUUUUUUUUUUUAGGUUGUAAAUGCGUGCGUAUCCGGUUAGACGCCAGUAUGGCCGGUGCGCUCCGUCUUCGGUCAGGUUUUAUAUCGGAGUUUCCGUCUCCUAGUCUGGUUGCCAUAACCCGGCUGAAGAGCCCAGACUACCCAGUUACUCCUAGGUGACCAGUCACAUGUGUGUCUAGUAACCUGGGAGACAUAGUUUCCGCUAGGCAAUGCUAGGGGAAAGCUAGUCGGCCGUUGACCCUAUGACGAGCUCAUCCGCCCUGAGUGACUAGUAACCUUGAUUUCUAGUCACCCACCUGAGACAGGUGGCACUGGAUUACAGGGCUACCAGUGGCAGGUAGCCAGCCUGACCUGACCGGGGAAUUCACAGAUAUUCACAGCUAUAACCUGGUGUUUUUUUGGUUUUCGAGUGACUUUGUCUGCUGGGCCACUUUCCUUGUGGAGUCGGAGCAGUCAACUCUGGGGCCUCCAUCAUCAUCAUCAUUGCCAGCUCCAGCGUUCUUCCUCUUUCUGAUGAAGUCAAAAUUUUCAAACUCCUGCGUCCUCGAGGUUACCACAGAUCUAUUUAACGUUCUAAUCUCCUCGACCUCGUGCAAUAAACUGUGCUACUCCUGUGCAGUUUUUUGGGACCCCCUGUAGAAAUCAUAUUUAACCUAAUGAAUGUAGAUUUAGGAAAUUCAAGAAAAGCUAAGUUUUGUGUACACUACGUUGUACCUAUGAUGACAUGACUUACAUUGAACAAAUACCUUACAGUUUGUGAAAUUUAUGAAGAAUACCCUUACUAGUAAUAUUCUCCUUUUUAAACUGUGUUAGGUGAUAAUGUAUAUCCAUUUAUUUUGCAAAACUCAAGGGGUUGGGUCAUUCUGUUUUUGGUCAUUCAAAGAGAUAUGAAAAGAAUCGCUAGAAUUUGAUUAAAGUAAGGACGAUCGUAACCUUCGAUGCGUAUGAGCAUUAUUUCAAGCCUCUGCUUCGUAGCUUUUAUAAGAAGUUAUGCGAUUGUUAUCAAAGUGUGUUUAGAAUGCCUCCUGUACUUUUUAAGUUUCGACCAUGAUUGUAAGAAUGGCUUGGUCAGUUUAGAUAAAAAACACCCAGUUUUGAUGUACGAUUCUAUUUGCCAGUACAAAAAGUUGGUCAUUUACCGAUUCCAGAAAUUGGGCAAGUACCAGAUUUAGGCUAAUGGAAAAUGCAUUAGGACAGCCAAGUUCAAUGCCUAUUGGCUUCGUCAGGUGUUAUUGUAUUCAUUGGCCGCCAUUCUGACGAUUAUUGGAAAACUCCCAUGUUCUUCAUGAAAACUACGCAUCAUUUUCUCAACAUAUUUUGCGCUCCAUCACAUGUCAUUACACUGUUGUGGACUCAAGUUUUGGUUGGUCAGUUCCGACGAAAGUUCCUGUCUGGUUGUCCAUCGUUGCAAAAACACCCCUAUUUCCCAAAAUAGACUCUUCCAGUCAUUGCAUUAGAAGAGUUCAUUCCGGUAAUUUUGGGUGUACAGGUUUGAAUAGCCCCCUAGAGGCAAUACGAAAUUGAUUUCAUGGUAGAUGUAGGGACAGGGAAAAUGUAAUGUGUCGAUUAAGUUCUGUAGGUUGAUUCCAUAUAAAAUAGAUCAGACUUGCUUUGUUUUUGAAAUGUCAUUUGCAUCUGUCAUUAGCGCGUUAGAUAAUAUUGCUUCGGUUAUUAACAGUACAUGUACAUGUACAUAUAUUUGUAUUACCUUAUCGUCAGAAUGCCCAAGUUUCUACUCAAUUUCACCAAAAAUGUCACUACAUACAAAUGGCUGCUAAACUUUUCAGCAAUUCGCUUCAAAUGGCCUGGACUUGGUCAUACUUUGUCCAAUUAUGGCAAAGUAAGCAUUUCUAGAUAGUUUGGACUUUGAAGUUGAAGAUGAAAUAUAACAUAUUGUUCAAAUAUUUCAUUUUCUGUGCGAAAUCACCAAAAAGUCGAGUGCCAUUUCUUGGUGAAAUUGGGUAUCAACUAUGCCCUGGAUGAAAACAAAAGAAAUGUGCUUUCGGAGUUAGUUACGUUCCUUUUUCACGGUGCUGUUUUAAAUGUGCUGUACUGUAAAUACGUUCGGUUUUAAAAUGUUACCUGUCUUUGAGUUAGAAAAAGACGAGUUUACACCCAUUUCAAAAUCUUCGUUCCGCAGAUAUUGUUAAUCUUAAGCGGAAAGGUACUAGAACUCUUGGAAAAUGUUGUCAAAGAAUUUACCACUUCACUAAUAUUUCAGUCCGGUGUGUCAUAACAUACACUACGGUAGCCAAAAUACCGAUCAUGUGGCAUUGUGUCAGUAAUAUUGCUGUGAAAGACACCGUCAAAGCUUUAGUGAGCGUUAAGAGUGUAGUGAAGAUAGUGGUUCCUCGGCAAAUAUUGAAAUCUACAGUUGACAGCUUUGCUAUGUGCUUCUUUACCAGUUGUUGGCCUCUCUAGUCCUGAUUUUACAUUACAUGUACAAACCGUUUUACUUCGUUCCUAUACAAUAGGUCAGUUGCAUUUUGAAAGCAUUUUGUCACAAUUUACAGCAGUGGUUUACCCCCGGUUUAAAUUUAAGUGGUUAUCUAUAAAUGGUUUUAGCAUUUUUAGUUUAGAUUCCUAGGUUUUACUUUCUUUUAUCACAUGGGUCUUUUGUUUUACUAGUGCCAUUUUGAGUGCUCUCCUGGGUUAGAUUAAGGUGGUCAGAAAAAAUAACAAACCUUAUGCAAGAAGUCAUUCUUGGAAACCUGAGAAUUUCACCUAGUCUCUCUUCUAACCUUAGGAGAGCUAAUAAUCAAUUUGAAUUGUACAGAUCAAUUGGUUUACCUUCUUUUAUGCUUGGUACAAGACUAACAAUUUCUAACGUUGUUUUUUUUGGUUACAGAUAACAUUAACAUCACUUUUCGUAAAAAAAUGUCACUGAAUUUACUCCCGAAGCUGUAUGGCACGCGGUUUGCAGUUGACGGUUGUAGUUCUCCUUAACAACUCCAUCAGCGUGGUAAAUCUUUGAUUCCUGUUUGAUAAAGAACAAACUACAUUGUAUAUUAAGGCGCCGCGCAAUUGUAAACUGUGUAUUCUUUAAGUAAAUUUGUAUGUAAAUGGGCACAAUAUAAUCGAAUAACAAUAUUUCAUACACAAUUAUAAACCUAACAGAAAUUUAGUGUACUUAUUUUCUUAUCUUGAGUGAUCUCCUUUACGUUUUUAGCAAUUGUCAUGCUUGUUUUCUAUCCAGUGCAUUUACGAUUAAAAUUCAAAGAUUCGUUGCUGUUUUCACUAAGUGACCAUUCUGCAAGUGUGUGUAAUCAUGGUUCUGCUGAUGUUGGAAUAAAGUGUGCCGCAAGAUCAUACUCAGUUUCAGUGUGUGUUUCAAUGCUAGAUGUGUUCUGAAAGAUCCAAGUUGUCAUUUCUGAAAAUGAAUUUUUUGCUCAUAAGUCAGUCACUUUGUGAAAACGGGGACAAAUUUCCAAUAAACUAGUCUGCAUUUCAUCAAAAUUCCUUACUCAAUCCUUUCAACAACACAAUAGAAUGAAAUAGAACUUAGAAGUUGGCCUUGCAAGUCACACUUUUUCAUUGUACAGUGCUCUCAGUGAUUCAUGGAACAAUUGGCAUAUGGCUGGUUUGCCUGUAAAAUAGUUUUCUAUUCCUGAAAAGGGCUGAUGCAAGGGAGUUCUCACGCGGUAAAGAAAGUGCCUAAAAGUGGCCUGAAAAUGUCUAGAGUUCUUAGAAGACUAGCAUCUGUUCAACAUAAAUGCCAAUGGUUAGUUUUUUUAACAUAAUCUUGUACAUUCGUUACCAAAUUUGUGAAGUUACCAGUUCAAUUUGGAAAUUUUCAGAUUUUGUUGCAAAGCUCACUUCAGUCCUUUGAGGGAUAGCAAACAGGCUAAGGUUCUCUGUGUGGAAUUUGUACCGCUUCUCUGUGUUUUGUAAAAAAAUUGGCACGUUUUAGGCUUUCACUACUUACAUUUACUGCAAGGUCAAAUUCAGCGGAUGACUGAAGCAAUUUUCAUGGCAGAACCAGAAAAAUGCAUCAACGGUUGGUUCAUUCUCUUCACCUUUUCACCCCCAUUUCUCUGUGUAGACUCUUCUAGGUAAUGCGUAUUGGUAGAUUC